CAAUAUCACUAGCCCUACCACUCUUCUUCUUCGUCUUCUCUCUCUCUCUCUCUGUCUCUCUCCCUAUCUCUCUAACAAUGGCGGACGUGGUUCAGUACAAGCUCGAGCGCAUGGUGGACGAGCUCAACGACCUCGAGUGCCGAGGACUCUUCUCGCGACGCGAGAUUGCAGAGAUUGUGAAGCAGAGAAGGAAGUUCGAGUACAGGCUCAAGCGUCCGAGCCCUCUCAAACAGGACUUCAUAGCCUACAUAGACUACGAGAAGCAGCUUGAAGCUCUCCGGCUACUCCGCAAGAAGGCUGUGGCUCGGGAGCUGAAGAAGCAGAACAAGAAGAUGAAGAAAUCAGUUUCCGAUUUCGCUGGAGUUUCGAGGAUUCUGGAGAUAUAUCGGCUCGCGACGAACCGGUUUAAGGGCGAUAUUGAGCUCUGGUUUCAGUAUCUGGAGUUCUGUAGGGAACGCAAGAAUGGACGAAUGAAGAAGGUCCUGGCUCAGCUAAUUAGAUUUCAUCCCAAAGUGCCUGGGGUCUGGAUAUAUGCUGCGGCUUGGGAGUUUGAUCACAACUUAAAUGCUGCAGCUGCCCGUGCUCUCAUGCAAAGCGGUUUGAGAUCGUGCACAACUUCAGGGGAUCUUUGGGUGGAGUAUCUUCGUAUGGAACUCACAUACCUUAAUAAGUUAAAGGCAAGGAAAGUUGCUCUUGGAGAAGAUGAGGGAUCACUUAUUCGUGAUCAUCGAGAUGCUGAUGAGAAACAAUGGAGAGAUGAAAACAAAGAAUUAUUUAUGGUCCUUGACGAGAAAAGAGAGAAUGACAAGGAAUCAAAUGUCCAAAAUGGAGAAUCCAACAAGAAAUUGGAUUUGUUCCAGGAGCAUGGUUUGAGCAUUCUUCGAACUGUUUAUAGUGGUGCAGUUGAAGCCCUCCCUUCUAGUUUCAGCCUUAGAACACGAUUUAUUGAGAUACUGGAAGCAACUGACUUAGCUCAUUCAGAAGAAAUGCUAAAUGAGAUACUAGCUGACAUGAAAAGAGAUUUUUCAAAAGAACCAGAAUAUUGGGACUGGCUUGCAAGACUCGAGACAACUGAUUCUAAAAGCACACAGAAGAUGGGUAAAGAAAUCAUGCCCUGUCAGUUAGAGAAAGCAAUUCAGGUUUAUGAAGAGGCUAUAAAAGUUUUGCCUUCAGCCAUUAUGUUUACUCUCUAUACAAGGUUUUUGAAGGAUGCUAUUGUUCAUAAAAAUGAAGAAACACAAAGUUCCGGGGUCUUCAGUCCUGAUGAUCAUACUAAGGAUCCUAUUUCAUGUAUUUUGAUGGUAUAUGAAAGGGCAGAGAGCAUGGGAUGCAUUACGGAAGAUCUUGCUUGCCAACAUGUUUCAUUUUACCUGCAACUGAGGAGAUUGGAGGAAGCUAGGAAGCUGGCAGAAAAAUUGUGCAAUGGAAAACUUUCAGAUGCAGUGGAUUUGUGGGUUCUGAGGCUUUCAAUAGAGAUGAGAUGUGUUACAGAGAAAUCUAGUUCUCCUAGUAAAGCUGACGUACUGCCUGUCUUUGAACUCCUGAAAAAUGUUCUUAAAGAAAUGAUCGUUAGGAAAGCUGAGAGCUUGUGGAUUAUGGCCCUAAAGUUUUUCUCAAAUCAAAGAUAUUAUUUUGACAAGCUGGUGGAGAUUUCCCUGGUUUCAUUAGCUAAAGAUGGUGGCAGUGAUGAUGGAUUUUCCUUGUCUUCUGCUAUUGUAAACUUUGUUCUUCAGAAGGAUGGAAUUCAGUGUGCAAGGGAUACAUACAAACGAUUUCUUGCUUUACCCCGUCCUGGUCUUGCACUUUAUAAAAAUUGCAUUGAGUUGGAAACAAACCUUGCUUCUGCUGGUGAUAGAGAUUGUCUUCUAGAAGUCCGGAAAUUAUAUGAAUCUGUGCUUGCAACUUAUGAACAAGAUGUGAGCUUGUGGAAAAGUUAUUAUUCUAUGGAGACUAAGAUGGGAACAUCAGAAACAGCUAACGCUGUCUAUUGGCGUGCGCAGAAGUUGCUUAAGGACAAGGUUGCACAUUUGUCUUCUGCAUUUUUGUGAUGGAUACCUGCAUAUAUGUACCAAUCACUUCCAAUUUUGACUUGCCUAUUCUCUUUGCUUUAAAUGAAUUUAUUUGAUGGAAAAAAAAAAACACUAAUUUGAGUUCAUUAUUUCUGGCAGAAUGGCAGUGUGUAAUGUGCUAUUUACAUUAUGUGUGAUUAUUGUUGGUUGUGGUGGUUGUUUUAGUUUUUUUCCAGGGAAAAGGGACUGAAAAACCCAAACCCAAAACCAAAACCAUUUAACAGGUCAUUGUGUUUACACUUAGUGCUAUGAACUUGGUGGUAAAUUAAAGUUUGUCAAAUAAUUGUUUGAAA
Messenger RNA from Camellia sinensis, 2362 nucleotides. The record is from RefSeq and is a predicted model, not a curated record. NCBI's taxonomy places the organism in Eukaryota, Viridiplantae, Streptophyta, Magnoliopsida, Ericales, Theaceae.